Molecule: messenger RNA, 2691 nt
Organism: Cordyceps fumosorosea ARSEF 2679
Lineage: Eukaryota; Fungi; Ascomycota; Sordariomycetes; Hypocreales; Cordycipitaceae
Product: DUF221 domain-containing protein
Exons: 3
Coding region: 1-2691 (896 amino acids)
Cellular component (GO): plasma membrane
Molecular function (GO): calcium-activated cation channel activity
Source: RefSeq, a predicted model, not a curated record
AUGGGCGCCUUCAUUAGCUGGAUUCAGAAGGCUCUCGCCAGUGAUCCCAACCAGGGAUCCAGCCAGUCAACUUCGUCGUCUUCGCUUUCGGGCAUGAUUUCGACGCUAGUGCCUGUGCUACUGCUUUCUGCAGUCUACUUUAUCAUCUGGCUCAUCGCCAGACGUUCGCAGACGCGCUUUUACGAACCGAGAGCAUAUCUCGGUUCACUACGGCCGUACGAACGGUCGCCUGCCCUCCCCAAUGGCUGGUUCAAUUGGAUCGGUCCUUUCUGGAGACUUCCCGACGAGACAGCUCUGCGCCACCAGAGCCUCGAUGCCUAUCUCUUCAUCCGCUACCUCAAAGUUUGCGCCACCAUCGCCUUCGUCAGCCUGUGCAUCACUUGGCCGAUCCUGUUCCCCGUCAACGCGACCGGUGGCGGCGGCCAGUCCGAGCUCGAUAUUCUCUCCUUCAGCAAUGUUGACUCCACGACCCACAAGAACUACUACUACGCUCACUGCUUUGUCGGCUGGGUCGUCUAUGGCUUCAUCAUGUAUGUGAUUACGCGCGAGCUCAUCUACUACAUCAACAUCCGCAACGCCUUUUUCAACCACCCCAACUAUGCUCGCCGCAUUUCCGCUCGCACUGUUCUCUUCACCAAUGUCCCCAAGGAAUACCUCGACGAGACACGUCUGGAGGCCAUGUACCCUGGCGCCAUCCAUAACCUCUGGAUCGCUGGCGAUGUUAAGGAGCUCGAGGAGGAAGUCAACAAGCGAGACGAGACCGCUCUCAAGCUCGAAAAGGGCGAGGUUGCCCUCAUCAAGGCCGUCAAUAAGGCUCGCGCCAAGGAACUGAAGAAGAAGGGCGGCAACACCGAGGAGCAGGCCGCAGUCACCCGCGACGCCGAGACUGGUAACAUUGCCUCCCGCUGGGUUCCCGACAAGAAGCGCCCCUCUCACCGUCUUGGCUUCCUCGGCCUCAUUGGCAAGAAGGUCGACACCAUCGAGUGGGGCCGUUCCGAGCUGAAGGAGAGCAUCCCCAAGGUCCAGGCCGCCCAAGACCAGUACCUCGCCGGAAACUACACCAAGGUCCCCGCCGUCUUCAUCGAGUUCAACACCCAGCGCCAGGCUCAGGAUGCCUACCAGAGCGUCAGCCACCACACUGCCCUUCACAUGGAGCCCAAGGCGAUUGGCGUUCAGCCCCAGGAUGUCAUCUGGAAGUCUCUCGGUCUACCCUGGUGGCAACUCGUCAUUCGUCGCUAUGCCGUCUACGCUGCCGUCACUGCUCUCAUUAUCUUUUGGGCUAUUCCUGUUGCCAUUAUCGGUGUCAUCUCGUCCGUCGACACUAUCAAGUCUCUUCCUGGCCUGCACUGGAUCGGUGACAUCCCCCCGGUUAUCCUCGGUGUCGUCUCCAACCUCCUGCCCUCGGUCGCUCUCGCUAUCCUCAUGUCUCUCGUGCCCGUUUUCAUGCGUGGAUUCUCUCACCUGGCUGGCGCGAAGACUAACACGGAGGCUGAGCUCUUCACCCAGCAGUCGUACUUUAUCUUCCAGGUCAUUCAGGUUUUCCUUGUCCGCACCAUGACCAAUGCCUUUGCCGACUCCAUCGUCCAGAUUGCCAAGGACACGUCCCAGAUCCUUCCUGCCCUCGCCACGAACAUUCCCAAGUCUUCCAACUUUUACAUUUCGUAUUUCAUCGUCCAAGGCCUGACUAUUGCCAUCGGCACCCUCACCCAGGUUGUCGGACUGUUUAUCUUCAAGCUUCUCUACAAGUACCUCUCUGGCACCCCGCGUGCCCUCUUCCAGAAGUGGACCAGUCUUGCCGGCGUUCUCUGGGGCAGCAUCCUUCCCGUCUACACUAACAUUGUCGUGAUUGGCAUUACCUACUCGGUUAUUGCCCCUCUGAUGCUGUUCUGGUCCAGCCUCGGUCUUUUCCUCUUCUACCUUGCCUACCGCUACAACCUGAUCUUUGUCAGCGAGACCACUGUAGACACCAAGGGUCUCAUCUACCCCCGUGCCCUCAAGCAGCUCUUUGUCGGCGUGUACCUGGGCGAGGUUUGCAUCUUUGCCCUCUUCGUUCUCGCUAAGACCGCUGGUCCUGCCGUCCUGAUGGGCAUCUUCGUUUUCUUUACUAUCCUGUACAACAUUACGCUCCUCAAAACCUUUGGCCCUCUGUUGCAUGGUAUUCCCACCAGCCUGGAGGCCGAGCAUCACCUCAGCGCCGGCCACCUCGGCACUGCUGGCACGGACGCCGCCAUUGACGCCAAGAAGACCGAGGCGGCCGAAAACGGUGCCAAUCGUGCUUCCGCCAACAACGGUACCAACGGUGCCCACGCCAACGGCAGCUCUGCCGCCGCGCAUCCUGCCGCCGCCACCGCCAAGCCCAAGGGCAACAUCUUCCAGCGCUUCUUCAAGCCUUGGAUCUACUCCGACUACCACGUGCUCCAGAAGCUUAUCCCCGCGAAUGACUACGACGUGAACGAGGAGCUCUCCCCCGAGGCGGCCGCGCAGGCGUACCUGCCCCCGGCCGCCUACAAGCAGGUCCCCAGCCUCUGGAUUCCCGAGGAUAUCGCUGGUGUGUCCAAGCAGGAGGUUGCCGAGACCUCCAAGGUCAUCCCCAUCUCCGACCACGGCUGCACCCUCGACGAAAAGGGCAAGAUGCACUGGGACGAGGAGAACGCGCGUCCUCCCAUUUACUCGGAGAAGCCCGAGUAUUAA